This is a messenger RNA of Suillus subaureus, 951 nucleotides long. RefSeq lists its product as uncharacterized. The record is from RefSeq and is a predicted model, not a curated record. The coding region runs from base 1 to 951 and encodes 316 amino acids. The transcript is spliced from 14 exons. Lineage: Eukaryota; Fungi; Basidiomycota; Agaricomycetes; Boletales; Suillaceae.
AUGUCGGAAGAAGAGGCUGCCGCUGGUCUCCGCUGGAACAAUAAUGUGUCUGUAGCGGCCAUUGCCCUGAUAUCUUAUGAGUACCUUCUUCUGUUAGACAAGGAGGUUGAAUAUGUUUGGAAAAGACCGUGGUCGUUCAUGUCAUGCCUGUACCUUGUCGUUCGAUAUUUUGGGUUUUUCCUUGCAAUGGUGUGCGCCUGCUGGGGAGUUGCCCGCUUAUCUAGUUGUUAUGAUCUUAUCGUUCUGAUUGAAUGGGGGUUUUCAGUGUAUUUUUGCUUUGCCGAAGUCAUUCUCAUCUGGCGUCUUUAUGCCAUAUGCAACCAAUCCAAGCUCGUACUUCAUGUUCUAGUGGGAUUGUUUGUGCCUAUCGUGGCCCUCUCAAUAGGGACAGAUAUCUAUCUGUAUAGUCGACGCAGCGUGUUCUCUGUGAAAGAGAUAAUAACUCCGAACGCCAAGUACUGCACCCUUUUCUUCAAAAUAGGGCCUAUGCUUGCGAUCUAUACUUCCAUCCCCAUCAUGUGUUAUGAUAUCUUACUUGUCAUUCUCGCGGCUUUCACUCUCGUGAAACAUGUUGUAGAACAGAGGAGGAUCGAAAUGAAGCCUAAUACCUACAUGGUAAUGAUUGUCCGUUAUCAUAUCAUGUACUUCGCCUUGAAUCUGACAAACCAAAUCUUAUUGGUAAUACUAUGGGCGGACAUCCCGAUGCCAGCGAUGAGUCUAGCAGAGCUCUUCAACGGUACUGCGCCCUUUAUUCUCGCGCCCCGUCUCAUCAUCAGCAUUUGGGAUACGCAUGCCAACGAACAAUGCGUACACGUCAGCACGACGUUCGCCGAUUGUGUAUGUUGGACUUCGCCACCCAUCUUCGAGCAGCACGAGAUGAAUCCUUGUGUUGGGCAUCCUGAAUCUACGUUCAGCCUGGAGAAAGAAGUGGUCGAGGUGGAGACUCCAUAG